GUGUGCGCUGCGCUGCAGGAGGCCGCCCUGGCGCGGGGUGCAGCGCACCGAAACAGGCGUCGUCGUCGCCGGUCUUCGCUCCUCGCCCGUUGUCGCCCAUGGCUGCCGAGCCCCAGCCCCAGGGGCUGACCCGCAAGCCCGUCCUGCUGGGCGCGGUGGAGGAAUCACACGACGUGGUGAACAUGGCAGCGAUCGUGCCCAAGGAGGACGGCGUCAUCAGCGUCUCCGAGGACAGAACAGUUCGUGUCUGGCUGAAGAGAGACAGUGGGCAGUACUGGCCUAGCAUAUACCAUGCAAUGCCAUCUCCAUGUUCAUGCAUGUCUUUUAACCCGGAAACCAGAAGGCUGUCCAUAGGUCUAGACAAUGGUACAAUCUCAGAAUUUAUUUUAUCAGAAGAUUACAACAAGAUGAGCCCAGUAAAAAGUUACCAGGCACACCAGAGCAGAGUUAUGAUGAUUCUGUUUGUCCUGGAGAUGGAGUGGGUGCUAAGCACAGGGCAAGACAAGCAGUUCACGUGGCAUUGCUCGGAGAGCGGGCAGCGACUGGGAGGGUACCGUACCAAUGCAGGCGCUUGUGGCCUUCAAUUUGAUGUCGAGACACGACAUGUGUUUGUUGGUGAUCACUCUGGGCAAGUAACCAUUCUCAAAUUAGAGCCACAGUCCUGCAGCCUUGUCACAACAUUCAAGGGACAUACAGGUGGUGUCACUGCUCUCUGUUGGGACCCAGUGCAACGAAUUCUGUUCUCGGGCAGCUCGGAUCAUUCCAUCAUUAUGUGGGAUAUAGGAGGAAGAAAAGGAACAGCCAUCGAACUACAAGGACACAAUGAUAAAGUUCAGUCUCUCUCCUAUGUUCAUCAUACGCGACAGCUCAUCUCUUGUGGUGGAGAUGGUGGAAUUGUUGUCUGGAAUAUGGAUGUUGAGAGACAAGAGACACCCGAGUGGUUAGACAGUGAUUCUUGUCAAAAGUGUGACCAGCCUUUUUUCUGGAACUUCAAACAGAUGUGGGACAGUAAGAAAAUAGGCCUUAGACAGCAUCACUGCCGGAAGUGUGGGAAAGCAGUGUGUGGAAAAUGCAGCUCCAAGCGCUCCUCCAUACCACUGAUGGGAUUUGAGUUUGAAGUGCGGGUCUGCGAUAGCUGUCAUGCCUCUAUCACAGAUGAGGAACGGGCACCCACAGCCACUUUCCAUAAUAGUAAGCACAACAUUGUCCAUGUACACUUUGAUGCAACCAAGGGAUGGCUAUUGACUUCUGGGACAGACAAAGUUAUUAAGUUAUGGGAUAUGACACCAGUAGUUUCUUGAUGAUGCAUCACUGGAAUGUAAAAAGUCAUUUUUUCCUGAAGAAACAGAUUCCCUAACCCUAAUCAUGUUGCAGAAGUUAAGAUCUUGCAGUGUGUGCGGCAGAUGAAAAAGGAACUAAUGUAUCUAUGAUUUCAAGUCCUCUGCUAGAUCAAGGCUCAACGUUUGCACAGAGACUCUAUUUCAACUUGUUCUAAAAAAUAUACAAGAAGGUAUUUUUUUAACUAACGGUUUGUACAAUCUGGCUGCGUUCAGGUGUUUUGAGUUUGUCUGGAAAACCUGUGUGUAGUGCAAUUUAGUUUUUGUAUUUCAUUAUGUCGGGAUACAUGCUGCUUGGUGUGGACGAGUUUCUUGGUUUGAAAUGUUUCCAACACCCGCAUACUGUAUACAAAGCUGUCAAAAUUCCCCCCCCCCCACACACACACACAGACUACCUAUUUAUUUGUGAUGGGUUUUGCUAAUGUGUUCUCUUGUGGAGGAAUUUUGAGUCAGGUCUUAUAUUUAACAAAAAGGUGCAUUGUAAAGGGUUUGAGGGAUUAUCGCACUUCCAAAAAGGGCUUUCCUGUUUACAUGUUUUAGCAAACAUCAUUCCCAGGUGUGGUGAUGGUACUGAGUUUCAUAGACACCUUCCUGUCCUUUUCCCUUGCCACACAAAUUGCAAAAUGAAGGGGAUGGGUUGCUUAGCAACUCCUUUUACAAUAGCUGAAAUUAAUUUUUUUCAGCUCAAUGUUAACAUGGAGCAUCCAGGCCGGUUUUGAAUUUGAGUCUGUGCAAACUGGUUCAAAUUAAAAUACUGGCAGGAGCUUAGAACUGUGGAAGGGCAUAAAGUGGGGCCUAAGCAAAUUUGUUUGGGCCUGAUAAGCUUGCUGCUCCUCAGGAGGCAUCAUUUUAGUGUUCUGUAUUGCUGGAGAUUAAAUUCACUUCCCCCACUCUUGUUCCCAAUCUGGUUACUUAUAUUUAUUUUUAAAUGACUGAUUUUUUUUUUUUUUUUUUUCUUUAUUGAUCUUGUCUGAGGUUGCUGAAUUACACCCACAUGUUCUGCAGUCAGAAUGGGCACUUCCUUUUAAAAAUAAAGGCAACUUAAAAACCGGAAUUGGUCCAAAUGACCUUUUUACAGGGGCAUUGUUAAAGUUAAUAGGCAAGAAAAUUGCCCUCCUUUUUUUUUUAAGGAGGUCCUGUCUGCUAGGUCACCUCUCUGGAUUCUUCCAAGCUGGUGCACUUGCAAAUAGCUUCUCUCAAGGCCAAUACCAUAUUUACUCGUAUUUACUCGAAUAUGAGACAAGGUUCCCCUUCUUCUUCCCUCACCCCUAUUGGCAUGGGUGGAAAAAAAGCCACCUGCCUUAUAAUUGUGUACAAGGAAAUUUCACUAAAUACAUUGUCUAUCAUUAAACUGCUGCCAAAAGCAGCACGUGCUUAGCAAUAGAAACCAACUCUGAAGUUGAUUAAAUGCAGCUAACACUGAGAAUGACUAUAAAACACAUGGCCCAACAUUAGGCAAACAUGCUGAUGGGAACCUGCCACAAAAAUAGAUUAGUACAGCCCGUCUGAAUAAGACAUAUGGUAGUACCCAUUAAGCGCAGUCCCCCUCACCACCAACUGUUUUUUCAAGUCAUACUGAGCCAUGGCAUUGCAUAUACUUCACCCAGAAUCCCUCUGUCAUCCCCUCUCAGCCAUGUUUAAUUUCAAGGUUGUUGUUUUUAAAUUUGCUUCUCGCUUCUUUGUGCUCAGUAGGAUCUGAUGGUAAGGGGAAGGGAUUGCCAAGGAAAAAAAGUUAAGGGGAAGCAGAGAGCAAAGGGGCUCCCUGACUCCCCCAAUUUAUUUUCCCUGCUGUAGCAGUGGGAGGGGAACAAAUUCAAUUCAAGCCUCCAAUAAUUAGAUUCUAUACCUGGAAAAUUAUAACACAUUUAUAAAGUUUCCAUAUAUAGAAUCUAAUUAUUGUGGGGGGCUGUCUUAUCAGGAUCAUCUUCUAUUCGAGUAAAUACAGUAAUAAUUUAACAUCAAAUGGAGGGACCUUGGAAGGUACUGCAGGCCCUUCCACAUGGGGCUGCUGUUGAGACACUAUGACCCAGUUGCCAGGAUACAAGAAGAAAAUGGCCAAACUCGGGUCUGCUGGUAGCUCUGAAGUUAUUUGCCCCUGUCCAGACUUCACAGUCUCCCUUUAUACUCUAGAGUAAUGAUACUGAAUGACCUUUACUAGUCUAGAUUGCAAAGUGGUUUACAAGGGAAGGGUUAUGUAGAGGAUUGCAGCCUUGUAAAAAUCUACUCUUACCUGGGGUAUGCAAACUACCUUAACAGGUGAAUAGAAAGUGCAAUUGGUUUGUAAAUUAUUGGUUUUUAUGGUAAAAGGCAAUUGAGUAGAUUCUUGUGUGGGGCAGGGAAGAUCAAUCUUCUUGCCACCGUUUACUUUUUUUUUCUUUCAUCAAUGUAUUUACCUCCUAUUGAAAGCAGUGCCAUCCUGGAUUUAUUGGUCAUGCUGUUUAGCAUCUGGCUCUCCUCAUCAGUGUAUGUUAGCAUGUAUUGUCAAAAAAUAAGCUAAAAAGAUUCUUUCCCAGUUUGAAUGUUAAUUCUUUUUAAAGUUUGCCUACUUCUUGUCAUGGCCACCAGCCAUUCAUGUUCUCCUUUACACUGACUGGUGGUUCAUGAUCUGGCUCUUGUGACUGAAAUUUAUUUUUCUUGACAAAGCUAUGCAAGAUCAGUCUGUGGCUUUCCAGCAUGCAAAUACACUUAUUACUUAGCUAAAGU
This is a messenger RNA of Alligator sinensis (Chinese alligator), 4040 nucleotides long. RefSeq names its product WD repeat and FYVE domain containing 2 (gene WDFY2). Gene Ontology annotation, molecular function: protein binding; metal ion binding. The record is from RefSeq and is a predicted model, not a curated record. NCBI's taxonomy places the organism in Eukaryota, Metazoa, Chordata, Crocodylia, Alligatoridae. The transcript has 12 exons. Bases 99 to 1301 code for a protein of 400 amino acids.